This is a messenger RNA of Solanum tuberosum (potato), 1106 nucleotides long. RefSeq names its product ACC oxidase. The record is from RefSeq and is marked validated. NCBI's taxonomy places the organism in Eukaryota, Viridiplantae, Streptophyta, Magnoliopsida, Solanales, Solanaceae.
AUUCCGGUUAUCGACUUCAGUAAGCUUGAAGGUGAGGAGAGAAGUGCAACCAUGUCACUACUCCAUCAGGCUUGUGAAAAAUGGGGCUUUUUUAUGAUAGAGAAUCAUGGAAUUGACACUUACUUGAUGGACAAUGUGAAGCAGCUCGUGAAUCAGCACUACGAAGCCAACAUGAAGAAGCGAUUUUAUGAAUCAGAGCUACCUAUGAGUUUAGAGAAGAAAGGAAACAUCAGCAACACAGACUGGGAAAGCACAUUCUUUGUUUGGCAUCGUCCAACUUCCAACAUCUAUGAGAUUCAAGGUCUCUCAAAGGAACUUUGCAAAGCAGUAGAUGACUAUAUUGAUCAGCUGAUCGAACUUGCAGAAAAUCUUUCAGAACUAAUGUGUGAGAACCUUGGCCUAGAGAAGAGUUGCAUCAAAGAGCAUUUUCAGGCAGCAAGGGUUUCUGUUGGAACAAAAGUAGCGAUAUAUCCUCAAUGUCCUCGCCCUGAUUUGGUCAGGGGAUUGCGCGAGCACACAGAUGCUGGUGGUAUCAUUCUCUUACUCCAAGACGAACAAGUUCCGGGUCUGGAAUUCUUCAAAGAUGGACAUUGGGUGAACAUUCCACCAUCAAAGAACAACAGACUUUUUGUAAACAUCGGUGAUCAAAUCGAAAUUUUGAGCAACGGGAUGUAUAAGAGUAUUCGACACCGAGUGAUGGCUGAAAAGGAUGGGAAUAGACUUUCCAUUGCCACCUUUUACAACCCUGCUGGUGAGGCCAUCAUUUCUCCAGCGCCAAAGCUCUUAUAUCCCUGUCACCUCCGCUUUCAAGAUUAUCUGAAUCUCUAUUCCAAAACCAAAUUUGCUGAAAAAGGCCCUAGAUUUGAGUCUGCGAAAACAUUGGCCAAUGGGCAUUGAAGACUUCACCUUGAGAAAGAAGGAUUAUUCUUUCCAAGUUUAUGUAUCUGUUACUUAUAAUUUCAGUGAUACCUUUUCCCCUUUUUUCUCUUUUUCAUUUUGGGCAUUCUUUGGGUUGAAGUACAAGAGAAGCUGAUGUAUAUAAGCUUCCUUUACCAUGUAAGAUUGCACUAAAAGUUUUAAGGUUAAAGUUAGGAUUGCUUUGAAAA